AUGGACGAUUCCGCCUUCAUGUCAGGAGGAGGAGGAGGAGCAGGAGCUCCAUCACCCGGACCUGCUGGGCCAUCAACACCAGCAACACCCACAAAGAGACGCAAGAACGCCGCUGCUACGCCCUCAUUACACAAACCCAAGAAGCAGAAACUGCCUCGAAACCUGGACAGCAUCACUGCGCGCAAUCAGUUGCCGAACGUGCCUGCUGCUGGAGGGGUUGGCAAGUCAGGACAGAGGAUGGUGAAAGGCCCCUACAAGAAGCGGGAGAAGAAAGAUAAAGACGGAAAGAAGAUCCCACCUGGCGCUGCUGGUGCUACUGCGGCAAGCACAGCAGGAGCAGCGGGAGGAAAGAAGGCGAAAGGCGCUGGAAAGGCCGGUGCUGCUGGUGGUGCUGGAGCGAAUACAGGAAACACCACAGCAGGCGAAGGCGCAAACCGAACAGACCAAGCUGGUCUUGGUGGCGCUGGUCAAACUAGAGGUGCGCGAGAGGACGAUGGCGACGACAGCGAGAUCAGGAAGCCAGGCGUCGGACCAAAUGGCGCCGUUGGAGAAGGAGGAGAAGCAGGUGGCGAGGGCGGUGAUGCAGGAGGCGAAGGCAAGGAUGAUGAUGAUGAUGACCCUGAGGAGGAGCCCGAGUAUACUGAAUACGAGUGGAACCAGGAAGCCAGCUCACGAGGACGCAGCAAAGACGACCUCAAGGCGUUGCUGGACUGUUUCUCGGAGGAGCAAUUGCAGCGGUAUGAAACGUAUCGUCGCUCAGUCCUCGGUCGCUCCACUGUCAAGAAGCUGGUGGGAACGAUUCUGAACCAACAGGUGACACAGACUAUGGCCUUUGUUGUUGCUGGAUUCUGCAAAGUCUUUGUCGGCGAGAUGGUCGAGAAAGCACGCGAGGUGAUGGAGGAUUGGGGAGAGACGGGCCCAAUCCGACCUGAACAUCUCCGAGAAGCGCAACGACGGUACAAGAUAGAGGAGGUCCAGAGGGGUAAUGGAGUCCAGACCUCCUAUGGCUACAAGCGCCGCAUGUUCUGCCGCUAA
This is a messenger RNA of Linnemannia hyalina, 1035 nucleotides long. NCBI's taxonomy places the organism in Eukaryota, Fungi, Mortierellomycota, Mortierellomycetes, Mortierellales, Mortierellaceae. The record is from the annotation of a GenBank genome assembly.